Arabis nemorensis is the source of this 192-nucleotide messenger RNA. Lineage: Eukaryota; Viridiplantae; Streptophyta; Magnoliopsida; Brassicales; Brassicaceae. The record is from the annotation of a GenBank genome assembly.
AUGUCGGUCUCUCUCUCGCUCGUUACAGGUUCUCAGUCCCUUGGUCUCCGUAACCUCGAUCUCCUUCUACGGUUAGAGAAUCGAGUCAAUUACACCGCCGUUGAGGUUCGGAACGGAGAUUGCCGUCUCGACCAGGCUCUGGUACGCGAUAAGCAUAGGUCAAAUUUUGAAUUGCUGUGUAUCGAAACCUAG